GUCAUGAACUGCCUGCAGGCCUCCCAGGACAGCCUCGGGGGGGACGUGUGCGCCAUCGAGGGGCUCCCGCCGCUGCCCAAGGGCCUCAGCGGCAUCCUCAACUCGAGCGGGGGCUCCUGGCGGGAGAUCGAGAAAGUGUACAGCAAGAAGACGCGCAUCCAGGACGACCUGAGCAAGUCCCAGGCCGCGUCGGAGAAGCGGCUGCUCCGGAGCAAGCCGGCCAACCUCGACUCGGCCCUGGCUGUGCUGCGCAAGGAGAUGGUGGGGCUCCGGCAACUGGACAUGUCCCUUUUGUGUCAGCUGUGGUCCUUGUACGAGUCGAUUCAGGAGUACAAAGGUCUCUUUCAGGAUAUGUCAUCCUCACUGCACUCUGAAGGCAGUCUGGCUGCUGAAAACGGCUUCUCUGAUGAGGAGGAAGACUUCGAGGUGGAUCCAUCUAGCCCAGAUGGGCAUAAGGAGAAUGCCUUGGGUCAGCGACUCCGUCUUCUGCAGCCCCAGAACUCUCGGGACCAGUGGCUGCAGGACUCCUUCCAUAUCACCAUCUGAGGUGGCCUCUGCCACGGAAUUGCCUUUCCCUGUGACUUGGUAGAAAAUCUGACAGUACAUUAGGAAUCUUUUUUGUAGGGU
Molecule: messenger RNA, 627 nt
Organism: Euleptes europaea (tarantolino)
Lineage: Eukaryota; Metazoa; Chordata; Lepidosauria; Squamata; Sphaerodactylidae
Gene: FAM89B
Product: family with sequence similarity 89 member B
Exons: 2
Coding region: 4-546 (180 amino acids)
Source: RefSeq, a predicted model, not a curated record